Messenger RNA from Monascus purpureus, 1764 nucleotides. The record is from the annotation of a GenBank genome assembly. Lineage: Eukaryota; Fungi; Ascomycota; Eurotiomycetes; Eurotiales; Aspergillaceae.
AUGGGAAAAGGAACGGAUAAGUUAUAUAUCACUCACUCCGAGUGGGCAUCAGAAGACGCAUACUCUGCCAGCGCCGGCGCUGGAGUUGGAAAGGCAAGGAGAGGCGGCGUCCACACCUCGUUUCGACGUCUCCCAUUCAAAUUCUGUUCCCUGUCGCUCCAGCCUUUCUCGCAUCCCGUCUGCACCCCGUCGGGGACCAUCUUCGACCUCACGAACAUUCUCCCCUGGAUUAAAAAACACGGCACUAACCCCGUCGACGGAGCGCCGCUGAAGAAUUCGGAUCUUAUCAAGCUUAAUCUCGCCAAAAAUGACGCCGGCGAAUAUGUCGAUCCCGUCACCUAUAAGGUGCUGACGGAUAACACGCACAUUGUUGCGUUGCGCAACACGGGGAAUGUCUUUGCGUGGGAUACAAUAGAGCGGUUGAAUAUCAAGGGGAAGAUGUGGCGUGAUCUGGUUACGGACGAGGAGUUUAGUCGCAAGGACAUCAUCACGCUGCAGGAUCCGCAGAACGUCGAGGCGAGGAAUCUCAGCUCGUUUAACUAUUUGAAGGAGGGGGAGACAGGAUUUACUGAGGAGCAGUUGCGGGAUAGGAGUAAUCCUGAAAACAACGUCAACAUGAACGCGCUGGGCAGCUCGGCGAAGAUCCUGAAGGCUAAAGAGGCUGUUGCUAAGGCUCGGGCUGAGCGGGCUGCUGCUGGUGCUGCGUCAAAGACGCCUUCCAACGUCGCUAGCAUGGCAAAUAGUGGGAAAGCUCUUGCACGGACGACGUCUGCUUCUAUCUCUAGCCAGACAGGAAAGCCGACUCCGUUCAAUGCGGCAAGGCAUACAACGGGGCUGGCUGCAGCGUCGCUUACUAGUACGGGGUUAACGCCGCAUACUUCUGCCGAGCUCGCGAUUCUUUCAGAUGAAGAAUACAUGUUGAAGCGGGGUCGAGUCAAGGAAAAGGGCUACGCGCGAAUCUCGACCACGGCUGGGGAUCUGAAUCUGGAAUUGUACCCGGAGUAUGCACCCAAAGCUGUGUGGAACUUCUUCCAACUGGCUAAGAAGGGAUAUUACAACGACGUUACUUUCCAUCGGAACAUUAAAGGGUUUAUGAUCCAGGGCGGAGAUCCAACAGGCACUGGCCGGGGAGGCCAGAGUGUCUGGGGCAAGUACUUUGCCGACGAAUUCGAAGGACCAUUGAAGCACGACGCGAGGGGUACUAUUAGCAUGGCAAACAAGGGGAAAAAUACGAAUAGCAGCCAAUUCUUCAUUGCUUACCGCGCACUACCUCAUCUCAACAACAAACAUACCAUUUUUGGACGUCUGAUCGACGAUCCCACUCCAUCAUCUACCACGCUGAAUAAACUUGAAACACACCCUGUCGACCCAAACACCAAUCGACCUGACCCUGAAAUCCGCAUCAAAGAAGUGACGAUAUUUGUGGAUCCUUUUGAAGAUUUUCUGGAGAAAAAACGCCGGGAAGACGCAACGGCAAGGGGCAAGACUGCAGGCGCAGAAGACGAGAAGGACACCGACUCUCGGCGAGCCGAGGACGACCACGUCACUUGGACAGGGAAGAGAGUUCGUGGUGCCGGCGCUACGGCAGCUGGGGGAAGCUCCGGGGCCGAUGGAGUAGGCAAGUACUUGAAAGCCGCACUUGCAGAGCGUGCAGGCCAGGAGGAAGAUGAGAUUAUCGAGUAUGUGGACGAGGAGCCGGCACCAGAGCCCGCACGGAAGAAGGCUAGGGGGACGGGUGGAUUCGGCGAUUUCAGCUCCUGGUGA